This is a messenger RNA of Momordica charantia (bitter melon), 2035 nucleotides long. RefSeq names its product Major facilitator superfamily protein. NCBI's taxonomy places the organism in Eukaryota, Viridiplantae, Streptophyta, Magnoliopsida, Cucurbitales, Cucurbitaceae. Gene Ontology annotation, molecular function: D-glucose transmembrane transporter activity. Gene Ontology annotation, cellular component: membrane. The record is from RefSeq and is a predicted model, not a curated record. Gene Ontology annotation, biological process: D-glucose transmembrane transport.
CUAGAAUUGAAUUGAGGUACACAUUCACAGGAAAAGAGAAACGAAAGGAGGCCACAAGAUUCUGAUUCUCAACACACACACACGAUAAUAUACAGUGGAACCUACAACCGCAACAAUGUCCAGCUUCAUCUCUCUUUCUCUGCGAUCCCUCUGCCAUUGCCAUGGCCUGCUUUGCGCCAGUUCGACCUCUCUUCACCCAUAAACACUCUCUGUAUCACACUCGUAAACCCCAACUGAAGGGCUCAACACUUCUCUUCUCCUCAUCGUCCAUUACCCCACUUCUAGUUUCAUCAUUCAGCGCCAAUCUACAUGCCCGAUUCCGUGGCCCAGCGUCUCCCUCUGGUUCCAAGCUUGGGCUCAUCGCUAAGGUUGGUGGUGAUCAGGCUGAUUAUUUGUCCGGGGUGGAAGAAACCAAGUCGCUUGGUUCUGACGCAGCCAGUGCAGAACAGUUUUCUUGGUCUUCUGUCAUUUUGCCGUUCUUGUUCCCAGCCUUGGGAGGUUUGUUGUUUGGAUAUGACAUUGGUGCCACCUCUGGAGCUACCAUCUCCUUGCAGUCACCAGAGCUUAGUGGCACAACUUGGUUUAACAUUUCUGCCGUCCAACUUGGUCUUGUGGUUAGUGGUUCUCUUUAUGGAGCUCUUCUUGGUUCCCUCCUUGUGUACCCAAUUGCAGAUUUUCUCGGGCGGAGGAGGGAGCUUAUUAUAGCAGCUGUACUAUAUGCAGUUGGUAGCCUGAUCACUGCUUAUUGCCCUGAUCUGGGUGUUCUUUUGGCGGGAAGACUUCUCUAUGGCCUUGGUAUUGGUCUGGCCAUGCAUGGGGCUCCUCUUUAUAUAGCAGAAACAUGCCCAUCUCAGAUUCGUGGAACUUUAGUAUCUUUAAAGGAACUGUUUAUAGUCCUAGGAAUUCUGUUGGGGUAUUUAGUUGGAAGCCUUCGGAUUAAUACGGUUGGAGGGUGGCGAUACAUGUAUGGACUUAGUGCACCGGUUGCUUUAUUAAUGGGAUUAGGAAUGUGGGUGCUCCCACCAUCGCCUCGUUGGUUACUUCUCAGGGCGGUUCAAGGUAAAGCGCCUUUACAAGAUUCAAAAGAGAAAGCCAUUGAGGCCUUGAGUAAACUUAGAGGACGACCUCCUGGUGAUAAAGUAUCCGAAAGUCAAAUAGAAGAAACGUUUCUCUCCCUGAAAUCUGCCUAUUCUGAGCAGGAAUCUGAAGGUAGUAUCUGGGAGGUUUUUCAAGGCCCAAGUUUGAAAGCCUUCAUCAUUGGUGGAGGUUUGGUUCUCUUUCAGCAGAUAACUGGACAGCCAAGCGUUUUAUAUUAUGCAGGUUCCAUUCUUCAGAAUGCAGGAUUUGCUGCUGCCUCCGAUGCUACUAGAGUAUCAGUUGUGAUAGGGGUGUUUAAGUUACUUAUGACUUGGAUAGCUGUUCUAAAAGUUGAUGAUCUUGGAAGAAGACCCCUGCUCAUUGGAGGUGUCAGUGGAAUUGCAGUUUCCUUGCUUCUUCUUUCAGCUUACUACAAAUUUCUUGGUGGAUUCCCCAUUGUUGCUGUAGCUGCCCUGCUUCUAUAUGUUGGCUGCUACCAGAUAUCCUUUGGACCAAUCAGUUGGCUUAUGGUGUCAGAAAUAUUUCCACUCCGAACUAGAGGGAAAGGAAUCAGUCUUGCAGUUCUUACUAAUUUUGGUUCAAACGCCAUUGUCACAUUUGCAUUUUCUCCACUGAAGGAAUUGCUUGGAGCAGAAAACCUUUUCCUUCUUUUUGGUGGUAUUGCAUUGCUUUCACUUCUUUUCGUAUCUCUUCAAGUUCCCGAGACCAAAGGUCUUAGUCUGGAAGAAAUAGAAUCCAAAAUCUUGAAGUGAUAUACACCAUACUUCUCGCUUGGAGAUCUGACACGACCAGUCAUUGCUGCGAUUCAAGAGAUCUUGUUGAUCAAUUGAAUAGGCAGUCUCAAAUUGAAUAGGUGUAUUCAUGCUUUUCUCCCUUCUUGAAAUGUGUAUAUCUAAAUAUUUUUACCAGUAUGAUUGAAAUUCAUCAACUUUCUGUA